AAUAUUUAGUUAACUUAGAAUUACUGUAGUAGUUUGUAGUGAAACAUAAGUGUGUGUGUUAUGUUAAAUUAAAAAUGUGUUCUAUUGAAUCUUCUAAAAUUCAUCAAAUUCCUUUACCAUUAGACUGUCAAAAUAUGUACAUAGGUAGCGGUGGAUUUUAUCCUAAUUUCAAAAUACCUACACAACCAAAGAGGUUUUCAAUAUCCUCAACUAUUUUUACACUGUCUAUUAUUUUGUGUCUAUUUAGUUGUUUAUUAACUGUAACAUUAUCUUUUAAAUGGCAUGCCGAUACAAAAAAUCAAAUUGAUCGAUUGCUAGAUACAGUUGAAGAGGUUAUAAAAGAUUUAAAUAUAUUUACUAACACUGUCAAAAGUCAAUUAGCAAAAAAUGAGCAUAGCAUUUAUAAGGAAAUGAAAGAUAAAAGUGAUGGAAUGAAUUAUAAUGAUGAAUUGGAUGAAGAUUACGAAGAUGAUAAAUUCAUGGGCAAAGAUUUAUUUGAUAACUUUCCACCCACCAAAAAUAUAACUGAUCAUUCUGUAAAUGAUUUCUAUGAACUAAACGUCAAGGCAAAGCGAAGUGCUGAAGUAGAUGAAACAAAUGGAUUAAAAAAUCAUUUAAAUAGUCCAAGCAAUCAAAAGAAAAUUAUUGAUGUGGAUAUAGAAUCAGAAGAGAGCGAAGAAAAUACUGUUAGAACAUAUAUCCGUCACAAACAAAAAAAAGUAGGAACUUCCAGGAAAAAAAUUAUUGUAGAAGAAGAUACAGAUGAAGAAGAUUUUAAGGAAGCCAUAGAAACUUUUGCUGCAGCUCAUUUCACCAGCGACUCUUCUAAGUAUAACACCAAAACACAUUCACAUUAUCAUGGAAACGGCCGAUUAAGACAUCCAGAUGGUGAAUUUAAAGAUUGGAUGCCAUAUCUUUGGGAUGCCAACAUAAAUAAUGUCCAUAGCUUUCAAAUGAAGAAUGGAAAAGUUGAAAUUUUCAAAAGUGGACUUUAUUUUAUUUAUGCUCAAAUUUACUAUUCUGAUCAGCACGACAUCAAUGGUUAUUAUAUAAUAAAAAAUGAUGAAAAAAUACUUGGCUGUACAACUACUAGGCAUAGAGAAACACAAUCUGAUUCUUGUUACACUGGUGGCUUAACUUACUUAAAUGUUAAUGAUGUAUUAUCUAUAAAAGGAUUGGAUAGUGAAAGAUAUAUAAUAUUAGACCCUGUGAAAAGCUUUUUUGGCCUUUUUAAAAUAUCCAAUGAAAACAAAAAAGUUUAA
This is a messenger RNA of Daktulosphaira vitifoliae (grape phylloxera), 1262 nucleotides long. RefSeq names its product protein eiger (gene egr). Gene Ontology annotation, molecular function: receptor ligand activity; tumor necrosis factor receptor binding. The transcript has 4 exons. Bases 75 to 1262 code for a protein of 395 amino acids. Gene Ontology annotation, biological process: immune response. Gene Ontology annotation, cellular component: membrane. The record is from RefSeq and is a predicted model, not a curated record. Lineage: Eukaryota; Metazoa; Arthropoda; Insecta; Hemiptera; Phylloxeridae.